AUGCGCUUGGUGAAACUGAUGAACCAAGGAGCUGUUGAUGCUCCCUUCACCUGUCUCCCUUCAGCCACCAACCUGGGUUUGUGUUUCAAGUUUGCCCCCGAGGAGGGCAUCAUUGCAGCAGGUGGGAGCCAGGCUGUGCAGAUCUCCUUCAGUGCCACCGUGCUGGGGAGCUUUGAGGAGGAGUUCCAGUUCAGUGUGGCUGGAUCUCCUACGUCUGCCAUCCUGACCAUCAACCUUUCAUGUCCCCCCGGUACCCUGGAGGCCCAAGGCCACCUCUCAGAAUACCCAACCAGGAUGUGCAAUGCCAGCGAGACAAGGAUGAGUAAUGAGCUGCUGUUCGUCAGCAGGGACCUUUUCUGGCCCAUCUGUGAGAAGAGGGUUCUGGAAGUAGAGAACAUUUGUGUUUUCAAGUUCUCCAUAGUGCAGAAAGAGGAGGUGAAAGAGUUGCCCUCGGAGGUGUCCGGGGAAUCAGCCCCUCCUGCCCAGCGGGAUGGACCCCACACAGCAGCAGGUGUCUCUUUUGAAGCUGAGAAAUAUGCUGGUGUGCCCUGCAGGACACAGUCCAUGGAUGAAAUUGUGUUCGGAGAGACUGCCAGGGUUGGAGAAAUUCUUGCCAUCAGAGCAAAGGUGAACAUACAAGUCGAAGCCUGCAUGGAGGUUGGCAUAGAGGAGACAGUAGAGGAUGUUGUAACGAAUGAUGAAAAGAUUGUGAGUGUGACAUAUGCAACAUAUGAGGCCAAACCAGUUGGUGCUGAAAAGAUUGAGUAAAAACCCAUAGAGCUUCAGUCUCCAGAAGACCACCUGGAGUACUUCCUGGCUCUGGAGAGGAGCAUAAUCCAUAUGGGCUAUUUGGAGGUCUUUCAGAAGGUGAUGCAGGAGAGCAGUAAGGAAGAUCCUUCUGAAGAUGAACAGACCAUUUCAACCGAGCACACCUAUGUCCAGAGCAUGGAGCUUGUCCUGCCUUCGCACACAAGCCAUCAAGGGAACACCUCUGCUGGACAGAUAAUGGAUUGGAUACAGAUGGUGGCAAGCAUCUCAGCAAGCCGCCUCUGUUGGUCACAGCCAUUCCUAAAGGAAAUUAACAGGUUCGCAUUCUGGCGGCAGUCCAUUGAGUAUGACCGCCUGCUGUUCAAGGCCAGUGUCAACAACACUUUCCAGAGCAGUGUGGAGGUUGGUGUCUGUGUGGAGGCUUUCAGCGGUGAGGAGUGGGCCCAGGACUGCCCGCACCCGCGGCACAUCUGCAGUGCAUUCCUCAUUUUCUCUGCUUUGGAUGACAAAGGGGAGCCAUUCACCUUCCCCAGGGUCAGGCCCACUACUCAGGAUGAUGUGAGAAGAUUCUAUGGAGCUGUUGCCAGGAGGAGAGUUCUAUUCAACAGUAAAUGCAUCCUAGCUGCCAGAGGAGACAAGCCCUCUGAUGCCUGGGAGACGAGAAACCAGGCGUAUUUGAAUUACAAAAACAUUGCUGCGCUGACGCCUAUGGCAGAAAAAACAAGGUGGAACAUAGCCUUGGACAAGACUGAGGAUAAUAUAAAAGUCUUUACCCACGAGGAGGGUGAUACUCUGCCAGUUAAGGUGGAGAUGGAGGUGAAGGUCCCAUCCCACACGGCCGCCUCUCUACUGUCUGAUUUCAAGCUCUGCCCGAGCUGGGACAAGCACUUCCUGUCAUGUGAGGUCCUGCAGGAUGUGAAUGAGAGGGAAAAGAUUUACCACCUCAUCUCUGGCCCCACGGCAGGCCGCCAGCCCAAGGACUUUGUGAUUCUGGUAUCCCAAAGGGAGCCCUUCCAGCCACAGGAGCCCUACACGGUGGUGGUGAGGUCAGUGAUCCACAGGGCGAUGCCCCCACGCCCAGAGUACUCCAGGACUCAAGUCCUCUGUUCUGGAUUCCAGAUUCACAGCACCAGCACCAGCUCCUGCACUGUCUGUUACUUCCUUUGGUUACCAUCAGGAAUUACACCCUACCUAACUGCAGAUAAGGUUACUGACACAUCAAGCUCAGUCGAAGACACUGCGUUGGCCUGUAUCAGGUUCUUACAGGAGAAAUACAUGGAGAGAUGGAUCCCAGGAGUUCUGAAGGGACAUUCAAGCAGUCUGACGGAAUUCCCGCCCCCCGCCGGCACCCAGGCCCGCUCCGCGAUUCGAGCCAACCUCUGCACCGGGUCUGACGUCACCACCGUGCGCCUCCUGCGUCUCACUACGGUGGCCCUUUGGGGCUGCGCAGUUUUCCCCAGUUCGUUGCCCGUGUUUACCGCCCCCGCGCUGGUAUGUGACUCCCCCUUCGGGUUCUUGCGAGUUUUGCCCGUCGCGUGCGUCUCUGCUACCCUGCCGGCCGGGGCAGCCGCCCCCCCGGCGCUGCGCUGA
Molecule: messenger RNA, 2358 nt
Organism: Melospiza melodia melodia
Lineage: Eukaryota; Metazoa; Chordata; Aves; Passeriformes; Passerellidae
Product: acetyl-coenzyme A thioesterase-like
Exons: 20
Biological process (GO): acyl-CoA metabolic process
Cellular component (GO): extracellular exosome; cytosol
Molecular function (GO): acetyl-CoA hydrolase activity; fatty acyl-CoA hydrolase activity; lipid binding
Source: RefSeq, a predicted model, not a curated record